AAGAGUGAUCAAUUUUACGAUGAGCCGUUUUCUACCGUGGAACUGAGGAAUGGUCCACUUGGUCCUGGAAACGGACCUAUCGGACCGACCGGUCCGGUUCCCGGGCAAGCCGAAGGAACCGGUGGAAAUUUUCCAAAAAUCGGGAGGUGAAUAAGGGACGCAUAUUUGAUUAUACGAUUGGAGAGAUUCGUGCCCAAUUCUCGGGGACAAAUCCGAGCCGAAAAUCAGGGAUUGUAGAUCACCAAUCGAAUUCUUCGAGGAACGAAAAUCCCCACAAUCACGAAUUCAAAUUUUUCGCAACUUCGAAUGAUGCGUGGGAGAGAUGGAAACUUCCAGCUCUCUCUUUUCAAGUUGUCGGAGAGCAAAAAGGAGGUUCUUUUCUCUGAACUCCAGGGGUGGAAAAAAAAGAAUAGCAACAUCUUGAUAUCCAUCUCGAUCUAAAAGGAUCGAUUUUGAUAAUUCCCCUGAGCUGAAUUCCAAGAAUUACAGCUACUCUCAGUCUCCAGUAUCCAUUGAAAGAGCACCAAUCUUUGCUCUCUUGCAGAUUCAUGGAGUGAGAAAGGGCACACUGAUGAUGCAGAUCCAAGCGAGACCCCACGUUGGGUUCUUCGUCCCGUUUGCCCUGCAUCGAUCCCUCUCGUCGCUUCCUCCGCAUCCAGCCGCCUGACCCACGGUUCACUCAGUGUGGCAUUGACCGGCUUUCUUGUUCUAUAUGUCGAUUACAAGCUACUAUAUGGAAACUAGCUAGGCACCAGUACAGAGGUAUCUGCUUUGGCCAAUACUAUCUCGAUUUGUCAGAUCCUAUUUAUUGCCUGCUUUCAGAUUCAUACAUUAAACUCUCAACUCUUCCCCCAGUUACCACAUUAUCAACAAGCAAACACAUAUUCCGACCAAAAAGAGAAAACAAGCAAACACAUUCAAAACUCAAAGAUGCUCACCAUCUCAGACGAGAAACUCUUCCGCACUUGCCUCCUCACUCUCUACCUCAUUGCACCACCCACCUUCAUCUCCCUACGUUACAUCCAAGCCCCUUAUGGCAAGCACCACCGCUCGGGGUGGGGCCCCACCAUCUCCCCGGCCCUUGCUUGGUUCCUCAUGGAAAGCCCCACUCUUUGGCUCACGCUUUUGAUAUUCCCAUUUGGCAGAAACUCCUCCAACCCCAGAUCCCUCAUUCUCAUCUCCCCUUUCCUCUUUCACUACUUCCACCGAACGAUCAUAUAUCCUCUACGUAUCCGAUCAAGCAGUGGACAGAAAAGUACUCAACCGAAUGCCGCGAAUCGUUUUCCAGUCGCUGUGGCCCUCAUGGCAUUUGGGUUCAAUCUCUUGAAUGCUUACGUUCAAGCCAGGUGGGUGUCUAAUUACCAGAGUGAUGGUGCUGCCGGUGGGUGGUGGUAUUGGGGGAGAUUUUUGGUGGGGUUGGUGAUAUUUGUGAGUGGGAUGUGGAUGAACGUGUGGUCGGACAUGGUGCUGGUGGGGUUAAAGAGGGAAGGGAAAGGGUAUAGAGUGCCAAGAGGAGGGUUGUUCGAGUUUGUGAGCUGUCCCAAUUAUUUGGGAGAGAUUGUGGAGUGGCUGGGAUGGGCUGUGAUGACAUGGUCUUGGGGCGGGUUCGGGUUCUUCCUCUACACGUGCGCCAACUUGGUGCCUCGGGCUCGUGGAAACCACAGGUGGUAUUUGGAUAAGUUUGGGGAGGAGUACCCAAAGAGUAGGAAAGCUGUCAUUCCAUUCUUGUAUUGAUCAUUCAUGAGGAUACUUGCAAACAGGGGAAUGAAAGAUAUGGAUGAAACUGGGAGUGAUUUGUACCCAGCGUUUCUUCUUGUUAGAGCUUUUCCAAGAAUGAUUUGUAAUCCCCCUAAAUAAGGGAGUUGAUAUUGAUCAGUGGAUAUUGCUUACUAUGUUGUGCAAUUCUGAAGUAUGAACACCAUUGGCAGCCUGAUUUUAUGUAAGUAAGAGUUGAAUCUGGUCAUUAUUACACCCGAUUUUGUUA
Molecule: messenger RNA, 1984 nt
Organism: Syzygium oleosum
Lineage: Eukaryota; Viridiplantae; Streptophyta; Magnoliopsida; Myrtales; Myrtaceae
Product: steroid 5-alpha-reductase DET2
Exons: 3
Coding region: 931-1734 (267 amino acids)
Biological process (GO): brassinosteroid biosynthetic process
Cellular component (GO): membrane
Molecular function (GO): 3-oxo-5-alpha-steroid 4-dehydrogenase activity
Source: RefSeq, a predicted model, not a curated record